Prunus armeniaca (apricot) is the source of this 777-nucleotide messenger RNA. Lineage: Eukaryota; Viridiplantae; Streptophyta; Magnoliopsida; Rosales; Rosaceae. The record is from the annotation of a GenBank genome assembly.
AUGGUAGAUUGCAUUCUUGGUGUAUCCAAUCCCCGACAAUGGCAUUCUGAGAAUCUGACAUUGAACAACGAUCAUUAUUCCUCGUGGAUGGUGCUUCUUGGUGGGGCAAGACUGAUUACCGACGUUGCAGAUGAAAUAGGUGUGGGGGUGCACUUCAAUCCUUUUGUUAGUUGGAACGACAAGAUGUUCAAGUAUGGGGUUGUUUGCAUGCACGACUUGGUUCAGGACAUACUAAAUUGGGAGAGGUUCUAUUUGAGCGGCCGAUUACAAAAACCAGUUCAUGUACUUCUGGAUAAUUUGGAUAUCGCAAAUGUAAACUCGGUUAAUUUGAGGGCUGCAAUGUCUGCAGCUCUCCUUCUUUUGCCGUCCAAGUUCACUGAGAAAGAAUUGUAUGCCAAAAUAUGUAGCCUCUCGUAUAUGGGCGACUUGCGUAUGCUUUUUGCAGAGGACAGAAAUAAGCCAUUUAUUGAAGAGUAUGAGACCAAAGAGUUGUUGAGACGCUCUUUAUCUGGGAAUACUCAACCAAUCAUAUCUCAGGAUGGUGGUUUAUUAGCAGCUCGAUCUCUUGUUUCUUCUCUGCCCCAAAUGGUCAGAAGCCAAAUGGGGAUGAAGCUAGGAGAAAAGAAAGUACUGUGUGACUCUGGUCGAGUUAUUCAGGAAAUUGUGAUUGGCUCCAAAGACGAGGCUGCUAAAUGCAUGCAGACUAUUCUGCGGCGAAAGGUCAUGGUUUCGAGUGCAAGACAGGCUGUGUCUGGUCUCCUGGCUUUAAUGCCAUGA